ACACAACAGUCUGAGCAGUGCGGUGAUUCCUGACAGGAUAAAUGGGCCCACCACUUCCCAGACGUCACAGGAGCCACUUGUCUUCCUGCAGGCUGCCAUGACCAGCCAGUCCCAGGGGAUCCAGCAACUCCUGCAGGCAGAAAAAAGGGCCAAGGACAAGCUGGAAGAAGCCAAGAAGAGAAAAGGCAAGCGAUUGAAGCAAGCUAAGGAAGAAGCAAUAGCAGAAAUUGAUCAGUACAAAAUGCAAAGAGAAAAGGAGUUUCGACUGAAGCAAUCUAAGGUAAUGGGUUCUCAGGGUAAUCUGUCAGAUGAAAUAGAAGAACAAACACAAGAGAAGAUACAAGAAUUGAAUGCAAGCUACAGAAAGCACAUGGAAAGUGUGAUGGAGCAGCUUUUGAACAUGGUCUGCGACAUGAAACCAGAAAUCCAUGUGAACUACAGAACCCCCAACUAAAUGUACAUCCUAUCGUCCAAUAAAUGGUAUGGGUGCCUCCUG
Molecule: messenger RNA, 496 nt
Organism: Oryctolagus cuniculus (rabbit)
Lineage: Eukaryota; Metazoa; Chordata; Mammalia; Lagomorpha; Leporidae
Gene: ATP6V1G3
Product: ATPase H+ transporting V1 subunit G3
Biological process (GO): synaptic vesicle lumen acidification
Cellular component (GO): vacuolar proton-transporting V-type ATPase complex; synaptic vesicle membrane; vacuolar proton-transporting V-type ATPase, V1 domain
Molecular function (GO): ATP hydrolysis activity; proton-transporting ATPase activity, rotational mechanism
Source: RefSeq, a predicted model, not a curated record